Messenger RNA from Spirometra erinaceieuropaei, 6081 nucleotides. The record is from the annotation of a GenBank genome assembly. Lineage: Eukaryota; Metazoa; Platyhelminthes; Cestoda; Diphyllobothriidea; Diphyllobothriidae.
AUGGCUCCGGAUUCCAUGAUGGUUAAUGUCAGUCAGACGGAAGAGCACGAUGUGACCGCAACUUUGAAGACGACUUCCAGCCGGGAGCAGAAACGGACAGCCCGUAACCUGGAGGGGAUGCUGUCUUCCGCAAUGCAAGCUGCCAGUUUGGGUGAGAACUCGUAAGUCUAGUGGAAGUUGCCUUCUAUACGCAGUACGUCACGGUAGGAUAGGGGGAGGGGUGAAAAAUGAUCAGGAACAAACAGUUGCAAAAGCGGGGAAAGAGGGCUACGGGGUUUUCUGGACGUGCUGAGCGGGAGUGAGGGAUUAUGGUCCAAUUUCGAGGUCAGCGGAAGGGUGUCAUUAGGAAGUUUUUGAGUUCCCUGGCUGUAACGCGAUGCGGUGGGAUGCUAUUAGGAAUACGCGAAGCUCGGCUUGGGCCAGGAUAGCAGGGUAUGUGCCUGUCCAGAUUUCAUAAUCAGUAAUCGAAAACUUGCGUUUGCCGAACCUGACUUCUGCAGUGACUUCUGGUUGUUUGUAGGUUUUGUUGGGAGCCAAGAGAACUGAUCGAUCAGCAGAUUCUGAUGCCAAUUGGAGGGCAAUUUGAGAGGGACAGAUGUCUAAUAUGGUGACAUAAGACUGCUAAAUGGUUGAACCGUUGGAUGACCACCGGACAAGCCGUUCCGACUCAGCUUGUACUUGGGUGUUUUACUAACGGUAAACUAAUCCAAAGAAAACUGAGUUGGGAAGUUUGUGGCGGUCAAGGAUGUGAGGUCAACUUAAACCAUGCACAAUAAGUUCGUUUCGUCUAAUGUCAGAAGUCAGGGAGCUGUGAGGACUAGUUUAUUCUGUACAAAGGGCAGGUUGCUGUAAGUUGGCUGGUUGCUUGCAGCAGAGAUAAGCGUCCGUUCACGGAGAGCGUUAGUCGCGGUGUGUAGUUUACACGGGGGUGAAUGUCUUUGUCAGUAGGUCGGGGUGAGUGGGUGAGUGCUGGUCAUGAGAUUGGACGGAUUAGGGGGACGCAUAAUCACAGGGGCUCACGGGUAUCAAGCCAGGUCGUCCGACGCGCGUGAGGUGAUAAUAGUUUGUGAGGGCUGUCGGGAGUCACUGCAGCUGGACAGGAGGGGCCCCAGUUCUAGCCGGCGGGGGUGGUCGUGUGUCAGCGGCCUGUCAAUGAUUGUCGCAGCCAUCGACCGACAAAGCGGAGCUGGAGAAAAGGGGGACUGGAGCGGUUGCUACAAGUUUCCCAACUCUCCCAGUGAGCAAACAACUGUCUUCGCCAAAUUUCAUUGCAUUAUUUUAAACGCUACGAUUGCUUGUUUACUCUGUCAUGGUUGUCCCGACAGCCACAAUUCCGCGGGAUGAACUACUGUUGUACCGAGAUUUCGGAGUUUGGCCCGCCUUUUCAAGGAGAAUGAUUAUGGAAUAGUUGUACCAAAUUUGCAAUCACUGACCGAAGUCACUGUAAUGAAUCGACAUAGCAAAUCGUUUCGUUCACGCAUUCUAGUUAUCCAAAAGUGUUAUGUGCAAAGAAUAGACCAAAGCAUAGCCACAGAGAAGCUGCCGAGUGAAAAACCAACAUAUGCAUUUGAGUUUAUCUAAAAUUGUUUAAAGGUCAAAAUAUAUUUAAAACACGGAUAGACAGCAGAAUUUAGUGAUAUGACAAAAAUUUCGCGACAGUUUAUCGACCACAACCCGUCGCUGCAUAAAACAGAUAACAAAUAAAAAGCAUACAGGAAUUUGAGUUUACACAGGAAAUAAAUGCAAAACAGCAAGGUCACUGUUUAGUGCAAACAGACUAAUCAUUAAAAUCGGUGACUUGAAAACGAAAUUUAGGAGAGAAAAAGGGGUAAGUUAACAUGCAGCAGGGGCGCUUAACUGGAGAAACCGGGGGACUGCCUGGGCAAGCUGAGGUCGAGCAUGCGGUCUAGCUGUUUGCAUAGGUCGCCUUUCUUCCACCGUAUGUAGGCUGCUUCCAAACAGUGCCGUGUUCGAGUUAUUUGUGCUCGAACAAGUAUUCGAGGGAUGUUUUGGGGUCAUUGGAGUGGCCGCCAUCUGGGAGGCGUUUCGUGAUAAAAAGCCAUCUAGGCAGGUGUUCAACCGACCUGGCUGCCAUUUGCCUUUGCGUUCGUCCACUGUACUUGCAUUCUCAGGUGCACAGGAAUUCAUAAAUGCGGUUUGUGGUGUGCAAUGGCAAGGCAUCCUCGCCCGUAGGAAUGGAAUGAAUUUAGUAGGAUUGCAUUGUAUGUCCUUUCAAUGAUGUAUUUCAGUCGUCGCUUGGUGUUAUUUAAAAUGUUACCACUUUUAAAGAGUAACUAUACUACGGUCGGAUGCAGUUAUGUAGCCCCACCUGAAGUAAAAAAAACCGCAGUCACCUCUAAUACGGGACCAGUAGUAAUAGGGGUUUUUACAGGUGGGGACGGAAAACGCGCAGGCGACGAGGUCAAGUAGUUGUAUGCAAAAGAAUAGCUAUUGGGAAUGCGCGGUUGUACUUUGAAGGGUUGAGAAAUAGCUUCGCUAACCCCUAACCAUAACUCCUAGCAAUAACCCAUAACCCUAAUCCUUAACCCCAACAUCAACAAGAUUGUGUCCAUCAGGUGGGGCUACCAAACCACAUCGUACCGAUAUUACAACGGACUUUGUCGGAACUGACUGUUUCGUCAAUUUUGGUCGUAAGGGUUUGCUGCACUUUUGGAUGAAAUGUGCUGGAUAGCCACGUUUGAGCAAGGUUACUUUGAGGCAGGCAAUUUUUUCAUCUAGUGUCCCAAUCAAUCGAACCUUUCUCGCUCUUUGGAAGAGAAUGUACACUAGAUUUCGCCCCUAUUUUACUGUUAUGAAUCUCAGGAAAUGCGAGUAUCGACCCUUCCAUGCAUUCUUAUAGAAAACUGACCUUCAUAUUGAACCAUCUUUCUGUCUAAACAUGAAGAGGUCCAGAAAAGGUACCUUGUUGCACUUCUCCCCUCUUAUUGUGAAUUUUAUCUUCUGGUGGACAAUAUUUACAGCAAUAAGCAGGUCUUCGGCUUCUUCGUUGUUAUCAACAAUGGCGAACCUAUCAUCCACGUAUUUUCUGUACAGUGUUUUCAUGUUUAAUGUCGACGAAACCUUCUAUUCUAGGUGGCCCACAAAAAUGUCGGCAAAGGUUGGACCCAGCGAACUUCGCAUUGCUACUCCGUUAAUUUCCCUAGAAAGUUGUCCAUAAUGGAGGGGGUGAACAUUUUAUUACACAUAAUUUCAACAAGUCACGUAGUAUUUCGGUUGACAGACGGGUUCCAGACGCUUGGGCGCACAUGACAUCUAUUGACUAAUCAAGUGGUACAUUUGUAAAUAAUGGUUUUAGGAUAUGAUGCAUGAUGAUGAUGAUAAAUGUAUAACUGUCCUUAAACAUGUGAAUCGAAAACUAAUGUCUAGUUGGUUCUAAUUCCUUGAUAACCCAUUGUGCUAGUCUUUGGUGGAGUGAAUUAAACACAGACAGAAUUCGUCAUAUACGUAUGCCCUUUUUACGCGUUUUUGUCAAUCCAUAUAUUCUGGAAAUAUGUGUACCCCCGGUUUUAUCGAAAACGCGAUUUUAGUAUCAAUCAGAUUUUUGUACAGCAAAUGUUUAACUUUUUCCUGGCGGAGUCUUUUAAUGUCUUGGCCUCAUCUUUCCCAGGCGUUUUAAGAUGAAGUUUGUUAAGAUCAUUUAAAAUAGAUUCCAUUUUUGUAGCAUUGUUCCUCCGAUUAAGAAUGACAACUUCAUGGCCUUCGACAGCCUUGGGAAUUACUGGUUGUUCGUAAGGUUUCAGUGCAGAUAGGGCAGCCAUGUGUUCUUUAAUUAUUGGAAUUGAUUGCAAUGCUGAAGCUCUACGAUACUGGUGACAAAUGUCCACUAUUUUAGCCUUCGGCCAACCUACCUUGUCGGUGGAUUUCGAUAUUAGUCAGAUAACUGAGAACUCAAGUCUUCAAAUGGGGCCUCAAUUGCAACUGGGUUUAUUCUUCUGCUUGGCACACAACGGUCAAGUCUUCAUGAUAAAGUCUCUGCUUGCAGCUUAUAAAGUGGGAUGUCAGAAAUAUCAAGAAUAAGUUCAUCUGCGCUCAGAGGAAAAUUAUCCUCCACAGGCUUCCUGCUUACUGACUUCACUAAUUCGAUGCAAACUGACUCUCUUGUCUUAUUUGUACGAUACAUUCGUGUUUCAUGAACAUUAGCCGAUAAAAUAAACUUUUCUCAUCCAGAACAUGUCUCGCCUGACCCAAGCGAGAUUUGUUGCAGCUGACGGUCUCAACUGAGUCCCCUAUUUUGAUUGUACAAGACGGUGGGGAUUUCCAGAUGCUGAACGUAAUUUCUCUCGACGUAGGUUCUUGUAAAACUCAGCUGGAAAUUCCUUACUGCUUAUGCGAUUUUGCAGAAAUUAAAUGCGCGUAUUUUCUUCUGUUUUGUUGCAUCAUGACUGGAAAGGUCUUUUUAGAGACUGAAUUAAGUCCGAGGGAGGCGCUGCUUGUGAAACUGAGGCAUUUUCCCCUUGAUACGAAUUUCAAACAGGCAUAUACAGCAUAAUUUAGGGGACCGAUAAAUUUAUCGACAGGUUAUCAACUGUAAUCCGUCGUUGCAGAACAUAUAUAACGAAUAAAAGGCAUACAGUAAUUUGAAUUAACACAGAAAAUCAGUGCAAAGCCGUAAGUUUAUUGUUUGGUACACACAGACUAAUAAAUGAAAAUGGCAACUUAAAAACGCAAUUCGGGAGAGAUAAAAGGCGAUAAUGGGUGUGUAAGUCGAAAAACUGGGCAUUACCAGGGCAAGGUGAGGUUAGCCACGUGCUGCCCCUGGGUAAUCUUUCGGCGUUAUGGUGGUUAUAACUUCCGAGACCGCAACAUUGACAUCACAGUUGAUAAAUGUUCAACUAUUUUUCAACCAAAGGAAAGCGGGUUCACUUGCCUUCUGUUUCUUACUUUUUCUGAUGGCCACGACCGUUACUGAUUCAGCCGACAUCAAGGACGUCUCUAUUAUGGCGUUUUUGCAGCUAAUCCUGCCAGACUCCUUGAAGAAGAACUUAUGUCGGAUAUUCAGGCAGAAGGCUAUGACAAAGAAGUCACUAAGGGGGUAAUCAUAAACUAGAGUAACUUUUGUGAAACAUUGCUAUUAGCAAUUGUUAUUGUCAAGCGGCGAAGGGCAGGUUCAGUAAAAACCUUUAAUUGUAAUGACUGGAUUUCACAUCGGGGGUCUUGGCUUACUUCACUCGAACUAGGAAGGUGAUGACAUGGAACUCAAACGGAUAUAGUAGAGUUGUCUUAGUGGUCGUUUCCCGACUGAAUUCCUGUUUUUCCUGUGUAAAAUUCAGGUGCUAUGGUUGUCGUAGGUGUUUCAGAGGCUGUGACAGUGACAUCACGGUUAAUGUACGCUGUGUCUUGCAUGAAGGUGUCCAUGUGUCAUGGGGUCGGUCAUUUGAAAUCGCACACAUAUCAACUGCCGCUAGAAUCAAAACAGUCGUCCUUUAUGGUGGCGUGUACAGCUUUUCCUAUCUUUGAAUUCCGUCUGUGUGAAAACUGUCCCAAGUCGUGCCUCAUUUGGCAUCUGAACACGGUAUUUUUUGCCAGAAGUUCGCUCUGCAGCACGCGUCACCAACGCCAGUGUUCCCCAUGUAUCUUUAAUUCGCCCUAUUUUCCAAAUACAACAAAAAGUACUCAUGUUCUUUCAUCGACAAAAUCCUUUUCUGUCCAAAGUCCUGAACGCUGGUUUCCAAAAUCCUAAAUGUUAGCUAAAUCUCAGAAGCCUGUACCGAAACUGGACACGCGUAAAUUUCUAUUUGUGUUUUUUCGCUACUCUGUAGACUGGAUCAAGACGUCGAAGCUCUUGACUGUGACUACCUGUGCAGGCCGCUGAAGAGUCGUCCGCGGUCGGGGGACCUGCUGUCCGAUAGGUGGGAUGAAAAGGCUGCCUCCCGUACAACGCAGCUCACUGAUCUCUCUACUCCCUUGACGGAGGUGACAACCCUGAACUGUGAGGUCUCCGAGAGCUCGCCUCUGGCAGAUGAAGCACCGGGUUGCGCUGAGGCUUCACGUGAAACGGUACUGGAGCCCGGUGCUGAGAACUACGAGGAUGACUUUGUUGGAGAAAAGAAUAGGGGGUGA